Psammomys obesus (fat sand rat) is the source of this 315-nucleotide messenger RNA. RefSeq names its product secreted LY6/PLAUR domain containing 1 (gene Slurp1). The transcript has 3 exons. Lineage: Eukaryota; Metazoa; Chordata; Mammalia; Rodentia; Muridae. Bases 1 to 315 code for a protein of 104 amino acids. Gene Ontology annotation, molecular function: acetylcholine receptor inhibitor activity. The record is from RefSeq and is a predicted model, not a curated record.
AUGUGGCUGCUGCUCUUGGUGGCCUGGAGUAUGGGCUUUGGUGAGGCCUUCAGGUGCUAUACUUGCGAGCAGCCCACAGCCAUUAACUCGUGCAAGAAUAUUGCUCAGUGCAAGCUGGAAGACACUGCCUGUAAGACUGUACUGGAGACGGUGGAAGCAGCGUUCCCCUUCGACCAUAGUCCCAUGGUGACCCGCUCCUGCUCCAGCUCCUGCCUGGCUACUGACCCUGAUGGCAUCGGAGUUGCCCAUCCUGUCUUCUGUUGCUACCGUGAUCUCUGCAACUCAGGGUUCCCAGGGUUGGCGACAGGCCUCUAG